CAACUUAACCACUUCCAAUCCAAUCCAUCCAUCAUGUCACCAACAACAAGAACAGCUUCAAAACUAAUGAACAAUCAAAUCAAUCAAGCACAACCACAAACACCACCAAAACUAAAACUAACCAAAGAAUCAGAAGAACUUUACCAACAACUCAAACUGGCAUUCCAAUCAUCAAAUCAAUCUAAAUCAAAUCAAAUCCAUCAACUCUUAACCAAACUCAAAAUUGCUUUGGCUCAAUCUUCUUUACUCAUGCCUACAAUAAAUGAUAAUACUUUAAUUGAUCCAGAUUCGUUAACAAAAGCUCGUGAUAUUUUAGAAUUCGGUGCAUUUUAUUCUGUUAGAAGUCAAGAUAUUCCAGCCUUUGAAAGAUAUAUUGCACAACUUGGACCGUAUUAUAAUGAUUAUAAUUCAAUUUUACCUAUUUCUGAACGUAGAUAUCCGAUUAUUGGAUUAGAUUUAUUAAGAUUACUUUCUCAAAACAAAAUUGCACAUUUUCAUACAGUCUUAGAAGGUUUAGUUAAAGAACAUGGACAAAAGAAUAUUGAUAUUCUUCAUACUAAUCCUUAUAUUUCACAUCCCGUCAAUUUAGAAAGAUGGUUAAUGGAAGGUUCUUAUUCUAAAGUUUGGUCUGCUAGAUCUAAAAUUCCUAUGGAAGAAUACAAAUAUUUUGUAGAUUUAUUAGUAGAUACUAUCAGGAAUGAAAUCGCAUCAUGUGAAGAAAAAGCUUAUGCUUCUUUACCAUUAAGUGAUGCAGGUACACUUUUGUUUUUCAAAACAGUUGGAGAAGUGAUUGAAUUUGCUCAAAAACGUAAUUGGCAAAUCGAUCCGAUUUCAAAAAGUAUCAUUUUUCCUGAACUUAGUGGGAUUCGACAUGAAUUAGCUAAAGAAAAAGUUAUUGAAGCUACUUUAGGUUAUGCAAAAGAAUUAGAAACGAUUGUUUAGAAAUCAUCUGUGUGUGUGUUGUUCUGUUGGGUUUGAAUUACGUUUUUUUUGGUCAAGGUUUUGUUUCGUGUUGGGAUUUGGUUUAGUUGGAAGUAGGAGGAGAGGAAUGUAUGAUGAUGAAAUUUUUGAAUCAU
Molecule: messenger RNA, 1076 nt
Organism: Melampsora larici-populina 98AG31
Lineage: Eukaryota; Fungi; Basidiomycota; Pucciniomycetes; Pucciniales; Melampsoraceae
Exons: 7
Coding region: 34-942 (302 amino acids)
Biological process (GO): proteasome-mediated ubiquitin-dependent protein catabolic process
Cellular component (GO): proteasome regulatory particle, lid subcomplex; proteasome regulatory particle; cytosol
Source: RefSeq, a predicted model, not a curated record